AUGGGGAACCCCAAACGUCAAGGAAGUAACCAAGAAAAAUCCGGGAAAACUCUGGUACAAAAAUCAGGCUCCUUAACCCGCUACUUUAGAGAUUCCUCGGACUGCGAGGCCGGAGCAGAUGUAAACAAGAUGGCCGCGAUGGAAUCAGAAAACGACAUAGAGCCGUCUAGCCUGGCGAACUCCGAGAUCUCCAACAAAUCCCUGGAAUCAAGAAGAGAUGCAGACAUCAGGGACCUAUUGAGAAACCUGCCAUCGAAAGCAGACUUAGCUUCUAUGCUGGGUAAGUUGGAGGCGUCAUUUCAAAACAAUAUUAAAACUAUUGAAGCCGAAGUGCAACCGGUUAGUCAUCGCGUUACAGACCUGGAGGAAGAGAGGGACAUCAUACAGGCCCAAAUUACCAAUCUCUCUUAUACAUUGGAAUCCCAAACAAGCGCUCUAAUGGGAUUCCAAAGGUAUCUAAUCGUUCUCACCAUCCUGUACCACACAUACUGUAUACGGGACAUAGACAAUCUGGGCCCCCGAAAUAAUUUAAGAGUGAGGGGUCUACCUGAAACCCAAGGAGAGGAUAUUGUAUUGAUGCUCUCUGAACUGUUCAACCUGCUAUUAAACAAACCAGGAGACCAUCCUAUUCUAUUGGACAGGGCUCACAGAUCCCUCCGUCCACGGGGAGUUACGCAAGACACCCCCAGGGAUAUUAUAUGUAGACUGCACUACUUCACAGUUAAAGACGAAAUCCUUAGAUCGCUCAGGGAUACCACCCAACCUCUAUUAUUCCACGUCACACCAGUGCAAAUAUAUCCUGAUCUAACCUGGUAUACACUCCAAGCCAGGAGAUACCUGAAACCGGUCACAGAAUUACUAAGACAACGCAACAUCAAAUACAGAUGGGGCUUUCCAUUUGCCCUAAUUGUGACACAUAAGGGAUCUACACUAUCUAUAACCUCACAUAUAGAUGUAAAACCAUUUUUGAGGGCAUUGGACACGCAAGUGAUGGAUUGGAACCAGCCACCCACAGGUGCAGCAGAGACAACGUUGCUAUACCCCUCUGAAAAAGAGGAGACCGGAGCAUAGAGUCUUUUCACCCAAUAGAAGAAACCCACAAGACCAGGGAGAAAACUACAAUUAACCCGGGCCUGGCCGUUUCGCCCCGAAAUUAG
Molecule: messenger RNA, 1157 nt
Organism: Pelobates cultripes (western spadefoot toad)
Lineage: Eukaryota; Metazoa; Chordata; Amphibia; Anura; Pelobatidae
Source: the annotation of a GenBank genome assembly